GAGCUGUUACGCAAGGCCUGUUUACCCGCCGCGGGGGCCUCCUCCUCCCUAUAAAGCCCGACGCGGCGGGGAGAGCGGCGGAGCUCGAGCCUGGUGGAGGGAAGCGAGGCUGUCCCUGGAGGGCGUCAGGGCAGCGUCCGAAAGUUCAUGCGCGGGCCGGAGAGAGGGUCCCCCAAUCCGCCAGCAGCAGGCGUGGUUCGCCGAGCGCGCGCUGGGGGGCGGCCGCGGGGGUCGCGGAAGGGUGGGCGUCCGGACGCGAGCUCCCCAUGGAGGCGCCCGAGCUGGGCCCGGGGUUGGUGGAGCGUCUGGAGCAGCUGGCGACGUGCCCGCUGUGCGGGGGCCCCUUCGAGGACCCGGUGCUGCUGGCGUGCGAGCACAGCUUCUGCCGCGCGUGCCUGGCCCGCUGCUGGGGCGCCCCGCCGGCCGCCGGCGCCCCGGCGCCCCCCACCGCCUGCCCCUGCUGCGGCCAGCCGUGUCCCCGCCGCAGCCUGAGGUCCAACGUGCGGCUGGCGGUGGAGGUGCGCAUCAGCCGGGGGCUGCGGGAGAAGCUGGCUGAGCCUGGGGCCCGCGCGGGGAGGCGCAGAGGGGGCCGCAUCCCCACCAUGGGCUGCCUGGAUCCGCACGGAGAGGAUAUAAGGAAGACAUGGAGAAGACUCGAUGCUCCAAGACCCAAGUCAUCUAACCCAGAGGACGAUCUCCCAGAAGAUUACCCAGUGGUGAAAAACAUGCUCCACAGACUGACGGCCGACCUGACCCUGGACCCUGGCACCGCCCACCGCCGCCUGCUCAUCUCGGCGGACCGCCGCAGCGUCCGACUGGCCCCCCCAGGGACACCCGCACCCCCCGACGGCCCCGCGCGCUUCGAUCAGCUCCCCGCGGUGCUGGGCGCACAGGGCUUUGGGGCCGGCCGGCACUGCUGGGAGGUGGAGACCGCUGAGGCGGCCUCUGGCUCGGACUCCUCCGGGGAGGACGAGGACGACAGAGAGAGCCGCUACGCCGUGGGUGCGGCCGGAGAGUCGGUGCGUCGCAAGGGCCGCGUGGGGCUAUGCCCCGCGGGGGCCGUGUGGGCCGUGGAGGGCCGCGGCGGCCGCCUGUGGGCCCUCACGGCUCCCGAGCCCACUCCACUGGGCGGCACCGGGCCCCCGCCGCGCCGCAUCCGCGUGGACUUGGAUUGGGAACGCGGCCGCGUGGCCUUCUACGACGGCCGCUCGCUGGACCUGCUCUUCGCCUUCCAGGCGCCCGGGCCCCUGGGGGAGCGUGUCUUCCCGCUGCUCUGCACUCGUGACGCCCGCGCCCCGCUCCGCAUCGUGCCAGCCGAAGGCUGAGUCCCACCCACACCUGCCGCCAGCGGCCUCCUAGGCGCCAGGCCAUCCGCGCUCAUCCACACGGCCUGUGUGUCCACAUCCACACCCGGAGCCGAGUUCGGACGCGGUGCCACGCCACCUCGGGCUACUUCCUGCCUCACCUCUCCCCUCCCGCCUUAUGUUCGUCCACACCGGGACGCUCCGGCAAGAUGGAUACAAAGGGCCUUAAUGCCUGCUCAGGCCUCUCCCCGUCUGGAGGAAACGCACAGUCCUUCUCCACAGCUCGAAGCCUCAGGCUUCCCUGUCCUGUCCAAUCUGAGCUCCCUCUUCAAGACUCUGGCCUGGGUCCCAGGGCCUCCUAGGAGGCUUACUAAGCUUUCUGAGCAGGGGGCAGGCAGCUCUACUCCAUGAGGCCUGCUUUCCACGUUUCCCCUUUGGAACCUUCUCAAGACCCCCCACCCAUAAGGAACCAGUGGUGCUAAUGCUCUCUCCUCUACCUGGGAAUGGCCCAGACACCCAAGCUGCUCCUCAUCUAUGGCUUCAUAUCUUUCUCCAUAUAUAUAAAUGGGCCCAUAUUUAACACGUUUUGUGAUGCUGGGUUAUUUAUUUUGUGCAUCUGUGGCAAUAAAUGAGAUCUCAGUGGUGGUA
Molecule: messenger RNA, 1952 nt
Organism: Lutra lutra (Eurasian river otter)
Lineage: Eukaryota; Metazoa; Chordata; Mammalia; Carnivora; Mustelidae
Gene: RNF39
Product: ring finger protein 39
Exons: 4
Coding region: 267-1325 (352 amino acids)
Molecular function (GO): protein binding
Source: RefSeq, a predicted model, not a curated record